This is a messenger RNA of Mercenaria mercenaria, 1888 nucleotides long. RefSeq lists its product as uncharacterized. The record is from RefSeq and is a predicted model, not a curated record. The coding region runs from base 88 to 1728 and encodes 546 amino acids. Lineage: Eukaryota; Metazoa; Mollusca; Bivalvia; Venerida; Veneridae. The transcript has 10 exons.
GUCUUAAGGACACAUCAUCUUUUGUUCGCAUACCCUGGGACCUGCUGGGGCUGUUUGAUAAUUCCGUUUAAAACAGCAUAGUCAAAAAUGGACAGCCAUCUUGCUUUACUUUGUUUUGUUUGCGUCUUUUCGCUGGGUGCUGCAGUAGAUUCAACUUGGCAACCGAAAGCAACAGGGGCGGACGUUGUUGAAGCGGUGGUCAACAUUAUCCAAGAAUCUUGUUUAUUUGCCGAAGACAGAAGAUUUUUGCGGCGACUGGCAUAUGUUGAAUCGCAAGAUGGAUCGUCUCCAAACACAUUUAGACCAGGAUACUAUGGUGGAAUUUGGCAGGUUGAUCAUUCAGCAUUCUCAGAAACCCAGAAUAACUCUGCCCUGCAAUCACAAUACAGUAUUAUACAAAAUGUAUUUGGUAUCAACUGGGACAAAGUCUCUUGGUCGGACCUUCACAAACCUUUGUAUUCCGGGAUCGCUGCCGCUCUAUUCACCAUUCUUAAAAGUGGCUAUUCCGGUCUCAGCUGGAAAGAAGAGGAGCAGGGCCAUUUCUGGGCACGCAACUUCCAUGGUGGUAGUACAGCUACGAACUUCAGGGAAAUGGCACAGAUACUAGAUUUGGGAUGUACAACAAAUCAUGAAAUUGACAUUGUCUUUGUGCUUGACUCGUCUAACAGCCUUAGUGGUGACGAUUUCAUACAUUCAAAGAGAUUCAUUAGCCGGGUUGUGGAUGCGUUCAUAAUUUCGCCUGUCAUGACACAAGUUGGUGUAGUGACAUACUCUUCUCAUGCACAUGUCGAAUUUGACCUAAAUGAUCACAGAUCGAAGGUGGACGUACAGAAUGCUAUAGAUAAUAUAACUCGUAGAUUUGGCAGUACUGCAACUGAUGAAGGGAUUGACAAGGCUUUGUAUAACGUCUUCAGUCCUAGUUACGGAGCAAGACCAGAUGUUGUUAAGGUACUGGUUGUUAUAACCGACGGAGAAAGUGACGACUAUCUGAACACAAAGAAUGCCGCCGACAGGGUCCAUGCCAACGCUAUUGUUACGUUUUCUAUAGGAGUUGGUAACAAUGUUGUUAAAAAGGAACUCGACACUAUAGCCACAGAUCCAGAUUGCACGCAUGCGUACACGGUCAGUUCAUUCCAAGAAAUCAAGUACAUGAAGGAGAAAAUACAGAAGGCGAUAUGCAUAGCACCACUGUUUAUCAAUACGACCAACAGCUGUGAGAUAAGUAAAUGUCCGCCACUAGCUGUUCUCACCGGUACAAAUAGCACAACCAUAAAGACUAACAUCUCGUGCGGCGGUAUGAACAUUUAUUCGUCGAUAACCAACCCCUACCCAACAAAGGCACAGUAUGAAUACCUACAGCAAUCUCUAGCUUCUUAUCCAUCAAAGACCUUUUUCAACACCAAUGGGAAAACGUUGUUUAUAAACUUGAAGGACAACCAGUAUGACCUUGGAGGUUAUAACGGAAGUACCGGAUGUUUUGCAACCAUUACACCGUACUCUAAUCUGAUGCCUAGUUACGGGUAUUCAAACCAGAAUUACCAAGCACCGUGUACCAAAGCCAACGUCCUGGCUGGGUUGCUGUUGUUCCGGUACAAAUACAACGACCACAACUAUAUCCAAUGUGACCUCUUGGGCAAACAGUAUCUGCAUGACUGCUACCCGGACUACUAUGAUCCUUACAAGCACACGUGCGUAGGUAGCCCCGUGUCCCCCGCAAUUGUUGGAUAGAUGUAAACAAGAAGUUGGGAUGUGUUGACAAUGUAUAUUAGACUUUCCUGAAACGACUGGAAUCUGAUCUUGUCCUUCUUUAUAGUUCCCAAUCAUGCCUAUGUCAAUGAUGUACAUCAUAUGUAAUUUUAAUGAAGCACAGAAAUUAAAAUUCUGAAUA